UGACUCCUCCCCUUCUGCUGCCAUGGAGGUCGCGCGCGAGGCGCCCGCACAGGCGCUGUUCACUUGGGGAGCAAAUAGUUAUGGCCAGCUUGGUCUUGGUCACAAAGAAGAUGUAUUGCUGCCUCAGGCUCUGAAAGGAUUUCUUUGUAAUUGGGAAACCAUCAAAAACAUGACUGGUGGAGGUGGACAUUCUGCAGUUGUUACCGAUACUGGAGAACUCUUUUUAUGUGGCCAGAAUAAAAAUGGACAGUUAGGACUUGGCCAUACUGAAGAUGUGACACAUUUCACGUUAUGCUCUUCCCUGUGUGGCUGUCCUGUCAUACAAGUUGCCUGUGGCUGGGAUUUUACAAUUAUACUUGCAGGCAAUGGGCAGGUGUUUUCAUGUGGAUCUAAUUCAUUUGGACAAUUGGGAAUUUCUCUGACUUCUGGAGGAAGCACAGUCCCAAAGAGGAUUGAGUCUUUACAGGAGAAGGUGGUAAAUGUGGCUGCUGGACUGAGACAUGCACUUGCUGUCACUGAAAAUGGUUCAGUGUUCCAGUGGGGAAUUGGUAUGUCAUCUCAGGCAAAGCGGGCAUGCCAAGCAGAAAUGGUUCCAUCCUUUCUGAGGGCAAGAGAACCGUGCAAAGUAACAGGUCUGGAAGAUACCAAGGUGAAGAGUGUUGCAUCUGGCUCAUACCAUGCUGCAGCACUCACAGAUGAAGGAGAGUUAUAUGUUUGGGGAAAUAACAAACACAAACAGUUAGUGAACAAAGGUGACUUUAUUCUGAAACCUCAGAAGAUAGAUGCACAUUAUUUUGGAGGUGAAAAAGUCAGAAGAGUGUGGAAUGGAUGGACACAUAUGGUGGCACAAACAGAAAUGGGGAAGGUCUUUACAUGGGGCAGAGUAGACUAUGCUCAGCUUGGACGAAGUGGGCUACCAUAUGAACAGAUGGACCAGGAUGUGAAGGGAUUCAAUGAACACUGUGUGAAAGAACCUCUCCAUUCUCCUGCUAUAGUACCUGCCCUCACUGGAGCAUCUCAGAUUGCAUGUGGUUCAGAACAUAAUCUAGCAAUAGUUGGUGGCCAGUGUUUUUCCUGGGGGUGGAAUGAACACGGGAUGUGUGGCAAUGGAACAGAAGCAAACGUUUGUACCCCGCAACCCGUAGAAGUCCUUGGUUCAGCAAAGUUGCUUUACAUUGGAUGUGGAGCUGGCCAUUCCAUGGCCUUUUGCCAUUUCCCAGACAAACCUUUUGCAAUAGGAGUGUCAACAUAGUUUUGAAUUUUAUAGGGUUUGUGCGCUAAACAGUUAUGUGAAAAUUGGGGACAAAUGGAUGCUGGAUUAAAAGCAAAUAAAAAGAAUGCUUGCUUUUUUAAAAA
This is a messenger RNA of Anolis sagrei ordinatus, 1356 nucleotides long. It is a transcript of the gene SERGEF, whose product is annotated as secretion regulating guanine nucleotide exchange factor. Gene Ontology annotation, biological process: protein ubiquitination. Gene Ontology annotation, molecular function: ubiquitin protein ligase activity. NCBI's taxonomy places the organism in Eukaryota, Metazoa, Chordata, Lepidosauria, Squamata, Anolidae. Gene Ontology annotation, cellular component: cytoplasm; membrane. The record is from RefSeq and is a predicted model, not a curated record.